Messenger RNA from Megalopta genalis, 1284 nucleotides. The record is from RefSeq and is a predicted model, not a curated record. NCBI's taxonomy places the organism in Eukaryota, Metazoa, Arthropoda, Insecta, Hymenoptera, Halictidae.
GACACGGUGCCGUAGUUGUGAAUGUUAGUUGUGGUUCCAUGUUGGAACCACGAUGGCACCACUAUACCGAGCGUGCCAAAACUCCGAGUGCGAACACUCUGAUUUCCUCUCUGAUAAAACAUAACCACACAAUACAAAUUUUAAAAUCAUGUAUAAUUACACAAUAGAUAUAAAAAAGUAACAAAUUUAAUAUAUAAUCGGCUAAAUGAUAACACAAACAAUAUGUCGAUUUUUAAUUUAACCAAAUUUGGGUCGAAACAAUUCAUAUGUUCAUUAAAGGAAUUAAAAAGAAUAUUAACAUUAAAUGUUAAAAGAAAAGUAAAUAUUAAAUGUUAUACUUGUAAUAAAGAAUCCGAUCAAAUUCUGAAAAAAGGACCAUGGAACAUAUUAUUUUUUGGUUCAGAUGGAUUUUCAGUAGAAAGUUUAAAGGUCUUAUAUGAAAAAUAUCAUUCUAAACUUGUGCAACGCUUGGAAGUAGUUACGGUUAAUACGACAACACAGAAUGAUGUUAUAAAGUAUGCUAAAGAAAAAGGUAUUACUAUAAAUUACUGGCCACUUGAUACUGGUGUGUACAACUUUCAUGUUGGAAUAAUUGUUUCAUUUGGUCAUCUAAUUCCAUCGAAGAUUAUAAAUUCUUUUCCAUUUGGUAUGUUAAAUGUUCAUGGUAGUUUGUUGCCAAGGUGGAGAGGAGCAUCACCGAUAGUUUAUUCAUUAAUGAAUGGUGAAGAUAAAACAGGUGUAACAAUAAUGAGGAUUAAGCCAAAGAAGUUUGAUGUAGGGGAUAUAAUUCUACAAAAAGAAAUUAAUAUAAAUGAGCAUGAAACAUUACCUCAGUUGCACACUAAAUUAGCAAAACUUGGAGCAGAUCUUUUAGGACAAGUACUUGAAGAUUUUCCAGAAGUAUUACAAUUUGCAAAACCUCAAAAUCAAGUUGAUGUAACAUAUGCUCCCAAAAUAACAUCAAUGAUAGCUUUUGUGAAAUGGAAUGAAAUGUCUGCAAGAAAUAUUUACAAUUUACACCGUGCUCUUAUAGGACUAUAUACAUUAAGAACAAAAUUCAUAAAUAAGACAGUAAAGUUAUAUGAUAUUACAAUUACUGAUAAAUCAAUUGCAGUAAAAUUUAUAGAAGAAGCUCCAGGAAUGGUAACGUAUGAUAAAGUUAAUAAUGUGUUAAUUAUAAAAUGUAAAAGAGAAGGUUGUAUUUCUGUGAAGAAUGUAGGAAUUGAAGGUAAACCUGUUAUGAGUGCACAUGACUUCAACAAUNCUAAUUUAUAUGACUACUAA